GGCGCGGGCGAGUUGGUAAACAGAUCCCGAGUGCGCGUGAGGCGCCUGCGGUACGGCCACCGUGUGGAGGCGGCGCGAAGGUGACCGCGGCCCAGCUUCCUUUCCUAGGCCCUGAAGGAUGGCUGCCAUGUUGGGGGAUGCCAUCAUGGUGCUCAAAGGCCUUGCCAAGCUGACUGAGGCAGCUGUGGAAACCCAACUGCAGCACUUGGGCCUCGGCGGGGAGCUCAUCAUGGCGGCCAGGGCCCUACAAUCCACAGCUACGGAGCAGAUCAGCAUGUUCUUGGGGACAGUGCAGGAGCAGGAGAAGCACGAAGAACCUUACAUUGCUGAGAGCUUUGACGACCCAGAAUCAGAGUUCCACUUCUCAGGGCCAAGGGGUGACGGAACCUCUGCAGACUUCUCUGCAGCCUCCUCCCAGGACCAGUCCUCAUCUCCACCCCAGGAUCAUGCUGGCAGCAAGGGCCCAGCUCCUGCCUAUGUUGACAGCGGACCCUUUAGGGAAGCCGGGCUCCCAGGCCAGACUGGCUCUCCUCGGGGCAGGGUGAAUGGGAGGCUCUUUGUAGACAGCAGAGCCCCUUUCUCUCCCAAUGGCCUUCAGCGAAGGUUCUUCCACCAGGACCAGUCCCCCGUGGGGGGCCUUACAGCUGAGGACAUUGAGAAGGCUCGGCAGGCCAAGGCUCGCCCUGAGAGCAAGCCUCACAAGCAGAUGCUCAGUGAGAGGGCUCGGGAGCGGAAGGUGCCAGUUACACGGAUUGGGCGGCUGGCCAACUUUGGAGGUCUGGCUGUGGGUCUGGGCUUUGGAGCACUGGCUGAAGUGGCCAAGAAGACCCUUCGCUCUGAGGACUCCUCAGCGGGGAAGAAGGCCGUGCUGGACUCCAGCCCCUUCCUGUCCGAGGCCAACGCAGAGCGCAUUGUGAGCACGCUGUGCAAGGUGCGCGGCGCUGCACUCAAGCUGGGUCAGAUGCUGAGCAUCCAGGAUGAUGCUUUCAUCAACCCCCAUCUGGCCAAGAUCUUUGAGCGAGUGAGGCAGAGCGCAGACUUCAUGCCGCUGAAACAGAUGACGAAAACUCUCAACAGUGACCUGGGCCCCAACUGGCGGGACAAACUGGAAUACUUUGAGGAGCGGCCUUUUGCAGCCGCCUCCAUCGGGCAGGUGCACCUGGCCCGAAUGAAGGGUGGUCGUGAGGUGGCCAUGAAGAUCCAGUAUCCUGGCGUGGCCCAGAGCAUCAACAGUGAUGUCAACAACCUCAUGGCUGUGUUGAACAUGAGCAACAUGCUUCCGGAAGGCCUGUUUCCUGAGCACCUGAUCGAUGUGCUGAGGCGGGAGCUGGCGCUAGAGUGCGACUACCAACGAGAGGCUGCCUGUGCCAAGAAGUUCAGGGAGCUCCUGAAGGACCACCCUUUCUUCUACGUGCCUGAGAUUGUGGAUGAGCUCUGCAGCCCCCACGUGCUGACCACAGAGCUCGUGUCUGGUUUCCCCCUGGACCAGGCUGAGGGGCUGAGCCAGGAGAUCCGGAAUGAGAUCUGCCACAACAUCCUGGUCCUGUGCCUGAGGGAGCUGUUUGAGUUCCAGUUCAUGCAGACAGACCCCAACUGGUCCAACUUCUUUUAUGAUCCUGAGCAGCACAAGGUGGCUCUUCUGGACUUUGGGGCAACUCGGGAAUUUGACAAAUCGUUUACUGACCUCUACAUCCAGAUCAUCAGGGCUGCCGCUGAGAGGGACAGGGAGACUGUGCUGAAGAAAUCCAUAGAGAUGAAGUUCCUCACCGGCUACGAGGUCAAGGCCAUGGAAGAUGCCCACCUGGAUGCCAUCCUCAUCCUGGGGGAAGCCUUUGCCUCAGAGGAGCCCUUUGACUUUGGCACCCAGACCACCACCGAGAAGAUCCACAGCCUGAUUCCCAUUAUGCUGAGGCACCGGCUCAUCCCACCCCCUGAGGAGACCUACUCAUUACACAGGAAGAUGGGGGGUUCCUUCCUCAUCUGCUCCAAGCUGAAGGCCAAGAUCCCCUGUAAGGCCAUGUUUGAGGAGGCCUACAGCAACUACUGCAAGAGGAGGGCUGAGCAGUAGCUGCUCGGUGUGGACUCUGUCCCUGUGCAGCUGAAACUAUUAAGAAGGUGGUGAUGCUCCGUUUAAACUCCUUUGCCCAAGGAGAGGAGGGGAUGCUGCUUGGAGCCCCACUGCCAGCGCUUAUCACGGUUUUAUUGCUAAGGGUAUGUGGUGUGCAAGAAGGAACAUGAAACCCCAGCUGUCAGAGUCUAACAGUUGUGUAUUCAUCUUCUGCAAUACUCUAGAUAAAAGGGCAAUUUUAUUUCCUUUUAGUAACAGUUUUAUCUAAUCAGAAGAGACUACUACCUUCAAAUCCCUGCCACCAAAAAAAAGGAGAACCCUUUCUGGAUGUUAUUGAACAUGUAUAUGAGGUUUGUGUGUGUUUCUAGAAUGAGAUUUGUUUUCUGCCCUUUCCCUCUGCAGCUAGAAGUCAGAUCUGAGCAGUGCCAACAAGUACUAUUUAACCAAGUGAGGUGAACUGCUGCCUCCCAGGGGUAGGAGCAGCUGAGGGGGAGAAAAAGUGACAGCUCUUGUCCUCUCACAUUUGCUACAAGACAGUAUAGGGGAACCUCCUCCCCCCUGCGGCCUUUGUGGAAGGAUAUGAAUGUGCAGAUGUUACCUGAGGGGUCCUCCUCAUAGGCUGUUAAUUUUUAUAAAAUUCUUGUAAUUGUCUGAUUUACUUGUUUCAAUAAAAAUAAA
Molossus molossus (Pallas's mastiff bat) is the source of this 2746-nucleotide messenger RNA. It is a transcript of the gene COQ8A, whose product is annotated as coenzyme Q8A. Gene Ontology annotation, molecular function: kinase activity. Lineage: Eukaryota; Metazoa; Chordata; Mammalia; Chiroptera; Molossidae. The record is from RefSeq and is a predicted model, not a curated record. Gene Ontology annotation, cellular component: extrinsic component of mitochondrial inner membrane. Gene Ontology annotation, biological process: ubiquinone biosynthetic process. The transcript has 15 exons. Bases 119 to 2068 code for a protein of 649 amino acids.